AUUCUGUAUAGGAACGCGAGCCAAAGUGUCUGGACACUUCAUCUAGUUUGCGAAAGGAUUGGUUCAAAAUGAUCCUCUAGCGUGGCACUCGUUUCUGACCACAGCCUCGCCCAAGCAGCUAACAGUGUACCUUACACUGUUUCGUCGAGUGUAUUGAGUACCAUCCAACUCGGCGCCCCAGGUUUGACGUAUACUGGCGGCACUUUGCAUUGAUAGGCAGAUUUUAGGCGGAUUGGUGUUGGAUGUCUUGCGCAGCGCUCUGCAUUCCUCACACACCACCUUUUUCGUUGGCGCUGUAUGUAGAGACGCAACGCUGUCUCCUUGGAAACAAAGACACACAAAGCCUUUCUAUUCGCCUCGCUACCGGUGGCGCACCCUAUUUCGGAAUAAGAUGACUCCUUCGUGCACUUGGAUGCCUUUUCCGUUGCCUACGACGCGCGCGCCUCACUUGAGGAGCCAUUUGGCCCUCCCUUGCGCCAGCGCAUCGACCUCAGCUGGUAUGGUGCUGUUGUUCUGCCCUGCAGCCAGUGAAGGUAAAAUGAGCGCCUUUAUUGCUACGUGUACCGCAGCGUGUGCCUGGGCAAGACGAACGACUACCAUGACACGUUUCUGCUUUGCAUCUUGAUUUUUGCCACCAGAAGCAGAUGAAUUAGCCUUCUGACCGUUUCAAGGCCUGCAUUGGCAUCCGAAGCUCAACAGACAUCAUAGCGUUCUGACUGUUCCCGUAGCAGGGCUGUUUCCCGGAGUCCAACCCCGAUUCCCCCCUGGGCGUCUGACACCUACCUGUAAGAAGAUCAAAGCAUCUUUUUUAGUUUUUUGUUGCGCCGUGCUGCGUAUUUUGGAACCUCGGUAGCGUCAGCCUCAUCAUCCUAGCGGUGCCUUUUUGCAGAGCUCUGGCAUCUUGACGGUUGAGAGGGGCGACUUAGCGCCCCUGCGAGUGAAAUUAGUGGCCGGCUGGUCUCCCAGAGUUGUGCGCAGCAGCAUUCUCGUUAGCAGCACCUGGCAGCACCUGGCGGCACCUGGCAACUAACAGCGGGCACCUGGCGCCAGCAACAAGUGCCAGCACUGCACAGUGCGCUCGCAGUGCGCCGGCAGUGCCAGCAAAGUACAGCACACACCCUCUAUGCCACCCCCCCUCCCCACUCUACACUUUUGUAUUCCUUUCCUGCCUGACGACCGCCCUUUUUUCUUCUCCGUCAUCAAGUGCAACUCGUUUGCUUCCUUUUCACAACCACAACCCAACGCCUUCGAUAUUUCGAUUUCACUGCGCUUAUCCCGUAUAUUUACAUCAGCAUCAACGCAGCCCGCCUACAUUUUGCUCGAUUUACUACAGAGAAUAGCUUGAGUCGUGACCUGACGUGGUGCCAUUGUGGCCCAGCUCAGCCCUUUGUUCCCAACGCAACGACCACUGCCGACUCGCCCAAAAAAUAAUUUGCCCAGCUACCCAAUACAAGGGGUGACCUACUCGACUCGACGGCGCUUUUGCGCGCAUUAAGACGCCGCUCCUUUUGAUUCAGUGUAUUUAAAAUUCAUUGCGGCUUUUUACAACAUUCACUAGAAUCCGGUUUUAACCACCACGCUACUCAUGGAAGCCUCUAAGGAUGCCUCCAAGGUCGCCUACUGUGAGGAUGUCAACCCCGAUACCGACAAGUCCAUUGCAGGCACUCGCCAGUACGCAAGAACAGACGAAGGCCAAAGCUCCACAGACUCGUGCGCCCCAAACUCUCCCGUCGACAUCGCUUCACCUCUAGAGGGCCGUUCUGGGGCCUCGUCUACCCAAGAUGACUACUCCGACUCAACUCGAUCGUCACGAGAGAGCCUGCCCAAGAAAAGCUCGUCCUCCAAGUCCAAGUCGAAAUCUAAGGCAGAGCCGAAACCAACGUCAAGGCGUACACGUGAAGCAGAGCCUGCUGAACGGCCGCGUGGAGAGCGCAGAAGCUCUCGCCCGGAAGCUUCACACAAGCGAAGCGCACCACCACCAGCCAACGCUAAGAUGCGGAGGCCAACGGUUGGGCAUGCGAGCACAUACCCAGCGCCGCCAUCGUCAAGUCGGCGUAUUAGCACCGAAGAUGCCAGCGGCUAUCCACCGAAAUCACAUUCAUCGUCUAAUGUGGCAGAGCCACAGCGACCGAGACCGAAGCCGCGGCCACUGAGCUAUUCUGGUGCCCCGCCACCUACUGCGAACAUGGGUGCGGCCUGGGCUGGUCCAGGGUAUCCCGCACCCCAAAUGGGAUACCCAGCAGGUAGCAGGGGCCAUCAUCUCAUGCCUGUUGGCUAUCCUGGCGGUGGAGAGAUAUCACCCCAAUCCCCGAUCGGCCCUCCUCCUCCCUUUGCAGAUAUGCCGAUGUCCUCCCAUGAUCAUCUCAGGCAGCGAUUUGUUAGUAGCAGACCGCCAUCGUCAAGCAGCCAUCGAGACCCAGGAAUGAUGUACCCACAAGAUGAGUACAUUGAUCCACCACGAUCAAGACGGCCAUCUCGCACGAGGCAGGACGACGACCGUAUGCGAAUGCCGCCACCAGUAACCAUCCCGCAUCGCACCAGCGUUCCGCACCGAGCCAUGUCGGCCGUGCCACAAUCCUCGGGCAUGUUCCGACCGCCUUCCGCCGCAGGACCCCGUCCUCAAAUCCGACAGAACCCGUCGCGGGCACCGGCUAGCCGCAGGUAUUCUCAGGAAGGAGAGCCAGACUAUGAAUACGGCCUGUAUCCCGAAUAUGCCGACAUGCCACCCCAAGAGCCUCAUUAUGCAACGCAGGGCCGACGCAACUCUGGUUAUUAUGAGCAAGCAGAUAUGAUACCUGCUGGUCACCGGAACCGACGAUCAUCAGGCUAUAAUGGCGGCCCGAUUUACGGCCAGCGACGAGCCCCCGAUCCGAUGGAUUUGCUCAGCGCUGACAUACACGAGAAUCUCAAACUCAGCUCGGCUCAGCAAUACCAGGAGCGCGUUGGGGGUAUGCAGCACGGCGGCCCAACACCAUUGACAAUGGCUGCACUAAAUGAGAACACCCGAAGAGGCGUUGCCAGCAGCCGUUCGACAAGAAGUAGUGGUAGCCGUGACGAUAGCGAGCAGCGCCAUAGCCUCUCUACUGCCGUCACCUCGUCCGCAGGAGGCGCAACCGAAGCGACGGUCACCCUGACGGUUAACAAGUCUGUCAAUAUUGAGUUUACUCCUAAUGGACAAAUCAGAAUGACGACAGAAAACCACGACCCGCGGUUGGGCAUGGACAGAAUGUUGGAGGACCGAGGCCGUGGAGACACACGCAGUCACGGCCGUCCGCGUCAGCAAAGCUUGCAAAGCCGAUAUCCACCACAGGGAUAUCAUCAGUACGAUGACCGAUACAUGGGCCAGACAUACCGUGCUUGAUGCACUGGAUGAUGCUUUUUCUUCUUUUUGCCACGAAAACAGAUUGCUCCACAGAGCGUGUAACGAUGUUAUGAGAUUGAGCAUGAUUCUUCUUUUCUCUUUGUUUGGUUGGGGCAAGCGUGCAUUUCUUUUUUCUUUCGAUCUAUCCAGAUCUUUCUUAUCUUUCUCUUCUUUUUGGUUAACCUGCGCUAUGCAAGAGCGUUCGUUUUCACUGUUUUUCAUGUUGAGUCAGCAGAAGCUGUCGACCUAAUUUGUUACUGUUGUCUGGUUGUACGAUCCGAUGUUUUGACAAAAAAGAUUUUGUUUUCCAAUGAUAUACGGGUCAAUUACAGCACCUAUUUUUUUUUGAGUCUGUCAGCAGGCUGCAGACGGUUCUGCUUGAUUUUAUAGCCGCGAUAUGGGCUGUAAGGAAUAGAUUUCAUUUCCAAGGAAGUUGUACACGAGGUUCGCACCUCUUUGUGUCAUCUCUGGCCACUUAGUAGGCCUUGGGGGGUUUGGGCGGGUAUAUUGGGGAACAACCAAAAAAUUGGGCGCCCUUGAACUUCCUAUGUUAGCAUUAUAUAAUGUUGAAAUGAAAUAACGGGCUCAGAUUGAACUGCCACUAUGAUGAUCUCUUCUUUUUAUACUAGUGACGUAGUUUGUCGUGAAUGUUGGUCUACGGCUGUUUGGAGGUGAUCACCGUCAAAAACGGUGACAUGGUAAAACGGUGGUUGCCCGGCCAGCGACUAUUUACUGUCGCCUUACAUCAUGGGUGACAGCCACCAUUGAACAGCCAGCUGCUGGUAUUAAGUAAAAGGUGAAUAAAUGAGAAAAAAAAGAGAAGGAUAAUAAUAUUUUCAAUGAAAUAAUUAAAAUAAUUCAUGGUUCAUAUUUUUCCUAUACAUGAUCGUAGGUGUCAAGCAAUCGUGAGGCAAAAC
Molecule: messenger RNA, 4278 nt
Organism: [Torrubiella] hemipterigena
Lineage: Eukaryota; Fungi; Ascomycota; Sordariomycetes; Hypocreales; Clavicipitaceae
Source: the annotation of a GenBank genome assembly